Cornus florida is the source of this 2949-nucleotide messenger RNA. Its product is annotated as tricalbin-3-like. Gene Ontology annotation, molecular function: lipid binding. The transcript is spliced from 9 exons. Bases 544 to 2655 code for a protein of 703 amino acids. The record is from RefSeq and is a predicted model, not a curated record. NCBI's taxonomy places the organism in Eukaryota, Viridiplantae, Streptophyta, Magnoliopsida, Cornales, Cornaceae.
UUUUGAGGCUUUGAAAGUAGCUCUGCGUGUCUCUAAAAUCAAAAUACGCGUAAUGUAUGUUAGUUACCACGAACAAUCAUCCUUCAGUCCUCUUCUUGAUUUAAACACUCAUUUCUCUCUAACAACAAUAAUUCGUAUCACGGCUUUGAUUAUCUUCUGGGAAUUUUUAUCUCAUCAAUUUCUUGUCUGCGUGUGUAUAAUAUACACAUACACACAUAAUACUCAUCUUCAUCGAAAGCUAUCACGGUUUUGAUUUUUAUUGAAUGAAGUUGGGUAGUUAAACUUUAACUUGUCUUCUUCAAUCUUUGUUCAUUCACAAUUUCGAUUGAACUAACGAUUGUGUAGUGUAGGGUUCUUAACAACACAACACACACAACAAGGUUAAGUCUAUUCAAGUCUACCAAUCUGAAUGUUCACGCCCAUGUUCUACCAAUUGUUGCUUUCGAUUUCCCUAAAUCAUUGUUGUUUUUCAAUAAAUGGUUGUUUUCAAUUUCCCUAUAUCAAAGAUCGGUUUAUGUAGUAGUGUAGUAGGGUUCUUAAUAAAUGGUUGUUUUACAAUCAACCUGCACGGCCUGUGAUUUCUUUCAAGUUUCUUCACCUAAAAUCCAUGAAAUUACUAGUAUCCCCGAAGAAGAAAGGAAAUGGAGUUUCGCACUGAUUGGCUCUUGUUCCAGAAGAAGAAGAAAAAAGGUUGUGGGAAUGACUCUUUCGUCCAACAAUUCUCGCCCAAAAUGGAUUAUUCUUCGGGCAUGUAUGAUCCCAACCAAUUCCAAUUCCAGUUCCAGUCCCAGUUCCGGAAGUAGACAUAGUUUUAACAUAGAAUUCACCAAAAAUCCGGCUUCGGCUGCUGCAAGACAGGGCAUAAAAAGCUUCGUACUGAAGCGGAAGAUUUUAUCGGAUGAACUAGAUGAAGGAGAAGUGGGUGUUGCUUCUCAAGACUCCAUUCAAAUGGGUUCAAAUUUUACUAACUUCAGUGAAGACCCUAUUGUCGAUAAGCUGAGGACUCAGCUGGGUGUUAUACACCCUAUCCCCUCACCUCCCAUUAAUCGGAACAUUGUUGGCUUGUUUGUCUUCUUUUUCUUUGUUGGUGUUGUUUUCGAUAAACUAUGGACUUCCAGGAAGAGGAAUAGCAAACCGGGCAAUGGGAAUCGGCCUGGUAUUUGGCCACAGGUACCCACCAGUUUUUCUUUAUUCCUCGAGAAGGAUUUGCAGAGGAAAGAAUCAGUUGAAUGGGUGAAUAUGGUUUUGGGGAAGUUGUGGAAGGUUUACAAACCUGGGAUUGAGAAUUGGAUCAUUGGGUUGCUUCAGCCGGUCAUUGAUAAUCUUAAGAAACCUGACUAUGUACAAAGAGUUGAAAUUAAGCAGUUCUCGUUGGGUGAUGAACCAUUGUCAGUUAGGAACGUUGAGCGCAGAACUUCUCGCCGAGUCAAUGAUUUGCAAUACCAAAUAGGCCUCCGUUAUGCUGGUGGUGCUCGUAUGCUGUUAAUGCUAUCAUUGAAAUUUGGCAUUAUCCCUGUUGUCGUGCCAGUUGGUGUCCGAGAUUUUGACAUUGAUGGGGAACUUUGGGUCAAAUUGCGAUUGAUACCAUCAGAGCCUUGGGUGGGAGCUGUUUCAUGGGCUUUUGUUUCUCUUCCAAAGAUAAAAUUUGAACUGUCACCAUUUCGUUUGUUCAAUCUAAUGGCAAUUCCCGUCCUCUCAAUGUUUUUAACUAAACUUCUCACUGAAGAUUUGCCUCGGCUAUUUGUACGUCCAAAGAAGAUUGUUCUAGAUUUUCAGAAGGGGAAAGCAGUUGGUCCUGUUCCAAAUGUUUUCAAGUCAGGGGAAAUGCAAGGAAAUACAGAUUUUGCUGGAGAAUUAUCUGUUACUCUUGUAGAUGCUCAGAAGCUUUCUUAUGUUUUCUAUGGCAAAACUGAUCCCUAUGUUAUUCUCAGCCUGGGAGAUCAGAUUAUACGUAGUAAGAAGAACAGUCAAACCACUGUCAUUGGACCUCCUGGUGAGCCAAUUUGGAAUCAGGAUUUUCAUAUGCUAGUUGCAAACCCUAGAAAACAGAAGCUGUACAUUCAAGUGAAGGAUUCCCUUGGGUUCACAAAUUUGACUAUUGGUUCUGGAGAGGUUGAUCUGGGGUCUCUGCAAGAUACUGUACCAACAGAUAGGAUCGUGGUCUUGCGAGGCGGUUGGGGACUGCUUAGAAAGAAACCUUCUGGGGAAAUACUACUUCGACUGACAUAUAAAGCAUAUGUUGAGGAUGAAGAAGAUGAAAGGACCGAGCCAAAAUCUAUGGAUACAGAAGCUUCAGAAGAUGAGUUGUCUGAUACAGAUGAAUCAGAUGCUACUUAUGAGCAGCGUGAAAGGGAUUCCUCAAAUGGAACAGAAAAUGAAUCCUUUAUGGAUGUUCUAGCAGCAUUAAUUGUCAGUGAGGAAUUUCAAGGGAUUGUGGCCUCUGAAACAGGAAAUCCCAGAUCUGCUGAUGAUGUCAAAACCACAGCAACAACAACAUUAAGACCACGCGGUCUUAGUGCUGAAACCAUUCAGUCAUACCCUGACAGUGGUUCUGAAGGUUCUGGAGGAUCAGCUUUGUUUUGGCUUGCAGUGCUUACUAGUAUCUUGGUGCUCAUUGCUAUUAAUAUGGGUGGUUCAAGCUUUUUCAAUCCUUAAUAUAAUGUGACAGAGCUUCUAGAGAACUGGUAUUCAGUGCUUCUGUUUGAUCAAGCUGGCUGGCACCAUACUUAAUUAUUGAGGCGUACACAUCCUGUGGAUCCAAUUUUUCCUUGUAUCCACUAAUCUUCAAUUAUUUGAAUUUGUGGUUAUAAACAGAGGAAUGUUCUUUUGGCGGCAGAAAGUUUUGGCCUUUUUCUCCUCGAGCAGUAAUGGUAUGAAAUAUUGCUGAUAUGUUUUCAUUGUUAAUAUUCUAUAUCGUUAUACCAGUCAUUCUUAAAUUUUCUUUCUUCA